Molecule: messenger RNA, 1137 nt
Organism: Penicillium cosmopolitanum
Lineage: Eukaryota; Fungi; Ascomycota; Eurotiomycetes; Eurotiales; Aspergillaceae
Product: ankyrin repeat domain-containing protein
Exons: 1
Coding region: 1-1137 (378 amino acids)
Molecular function (GO): protein binding
Source: RefSeq, a predicted model, not a curated record
AUGCCCAUCAGACAGGUGUGGCCAAGUCCACUGCUCAACCUUCCAACCGAGAUCCUCCUCAUGAUAGCAGACAUUCUGGAAACACGAGAUGUCAGCUCAUUUCUACGCACAGAGCGUAGAUACGCCAACAUCCUCGAUUCCCAUCUUUACCAACGUGCACGCAGCCAUAUAUGCACCGACGAAACCCCCGUCCUCGAAUGGGCCGCGAAAAGAAACCAAGCAUCCGUAAUCCGCAAACUCCUAAGGAAAACCAACGAUGCACCAAUUCCACCUGAAGUGAAAAAUAAAGCUCUAUGUCGCGCUGCAGAGGCCGGAAUGCAUCACAUCAUCGAGAUUUUGGCGGACGCAGGUGCGGAUAUAUCGUCUCCGAUAUUUAUGGGAUGGGGGUCGACAAGUAGCCCACUGCAACUCGCCGCAGAGAAUGGCCACGAAACAACCGCCCUUGUACUCCUGCGAUUGGGGGCAGAUAUUCAUGCCACUAAUUCACACCAAGAGACCGCUCUACACUAUGCGGCUGGUGGUAGUCUACGUACCACGCCCCCUGGUGGGAAGGAAGCUGUUGUGAGACUGCUUCUGGAGAGGGGAGCUGAUGUGGCAGCAUUAACGGAGGGGGGAGAAGCAGUACUUCAUCACGCAACUCUGUCUAAAAGUGAAACGAUUGUGAAGAUGAUCCUAGAGAAAGGGGUAGACCUAGAGGUCAUUUCUGUCGCUGGACGGACACCGUUAUUCUGGGCACUUGGUUGUGUAUAUGAUGUCGAGAAUUAUGACAAGCAGGCAGCCAUUCUUAACCUGCUUCUAGCGGCGGGUGCAAAUGUGAACGUAUCUGAGCCUUACGAACACAAUACGCCACUGCACUAUGCUGCAAAGAAUGGCAAUGAAUGGGCUGUUAGGUUACUAUUGGCGUAUGGGGCGAACGUGGAGAACUGUGAUGUCUUUGGACAUACGGCACUGCAUUUUGCGGCUACGUCUGGGAAUGAAGCUGUUGUAAGAAUGCUGCUCGAAAAAGGGGCGGAUAUUUCUGUAUUUUCGGUUGAAGAGGAUGAAACACCACGGAAUUAUGCAAAAGCGAGGGGCCAUGAAGAAAUUGUAAGAAUUCUAGAUGAGGCAGCCGCACAGCGGGUGAAAAGUUCAGCUUGA